AUGACACGUCAGCAUUACCACCAAAGAUUGAAGGCCAUACUUCAAUGGGGGGUUAAUAUUGGGAUGAAUUUUGUAGCAGUUAGAUCAGAAUCUUCGAUUAUUCACGCAUUCCCAUUUAAUUCGGAGAAAAAACGAGGCGAUGUUGCUGUAAAACGGCCUGAUUCUGAAGUUCAUGUACACUGGAAAGGGCAGUUGAAAUUGUGUUAG
Molecule: messenger RNA, 207 nt
Organism: Lactuca virosa
Lineage: Eukaryota; Viridiplantae; Streptophyta; Magnoliopsida; Asterales; Asteraceae
Source: the annotation of a GenBank genome assembly